AUGAAGGCUUCGGCGGCUUAUCUUCUCACCUUUGCCCUGGGCGCUGUUCAGGCCCAGGCCUCCGUCCAGUGUGUCGACGGCCAUCGUGAGAUGAUAGGCCCCGACUACAUGGUCGAGUACAAGUGCGAUAUCGUCCGCCAGGGAGAUGUCCACAACAACAUCGCCACCCAGCAGCAGUGCGCCGAGCUCUGCAAGAACGCUGGCCGCUCUGUCUGCACCUACCACCCUCCCACCCGACGAUGCGUCGUUGGUCAGGAAGGUGGCAGGGAUAUCCCUCGCCCUGGCGCCAUCUACAUGCAAAAGGUUGAGGAGGAUGUCUACGAUCCUUUCACCGACUCUUCGGACCCCUUUGGUUCGGCCUGCGAGGACGAGAAGGCUGCUUGCCUUCUCCGCGAGAGCAACCUCCAGGCUGAGCUAGCCAAGACUCGGACCGAAUCUGAGGACUCCAAGGACCUCUUUGCUUCCAGCUGCCCCGUCCAGCACACCAAGUACACUACCGUCAGUGGAAGGGACUACCGCAUCUGGUGCGCCCGCUACCACGACACUUCUUCCCCCAAGGAGAUCUACAACAACGUCGAUACCAUGGCUGCUUGCAUCAAGCUCUGCAGCUCCAAGAGCUGGUGCACCUACGCCCUCCACGGCAUCUAUCUUACCAACUGCCAGCUCUAUGAGCGCAAGGUUUCCCACACUACUACUCCCGGUCUUGAAGGCCACAUCUGGAACUGUGCCGUAAAGAAGUAA
This is a messenger RNA of Fusarium keratoplasticum, 741 nucleotides long. RefSeq lists its product as uncharacterized. The coding region runs from base 1 to 741 and encodes 246 amino acids. The record is from RefSeq and is a predicted model, not a curated record. The transcript is spliced from 3 exons. NCBI's taxonomy places the organism in Eukaryota, Fungi, Ascomycota, Sordariomycetes, Hypocreales, Nectriaceae.